Rangifer tarandus platyrhynchus (Svalbard reindeer) is the source of this 483-nucleotide messenger RNA. The record is from the annotation of a GenBank genome assembly. NCBI's taxonomy places the organism in Eukaryota, Metazoa, Chordata, Mammalia, Artiodactyla, Cervidae.
AUGGUGAGCGCCACAACUCAUUCAGCCGCAGUGAAAGGGCUGUUGCAUGUCGCGGUGCAGCCUCUUAUCGCCGCGCUCCGGUUUCCGCCGCUGCUGCGCGGCCCCUCCCCCGCCGGCCCAGCCCCACCAGGAAGCCCUGGGCGGACUCGGCGAGCCCCGGAACGCACGCGGCCGCAGGAAAAAUGGGGGGAAAAAACGCUCCUCGACUCGCCGCCGCCCGGCGGCUCAGCCCCCCGCCGCCUCGCCGCCCCUCACGCUAACAGGCGUCCGCCGCGGGUGGCGGCUGCCACUCGCCCAUCGGCGCAGAAACCCAAAGGAGAGGCGAGCCGGCGCUGGCGCGGUGCAUCCCCGCCGCCUCCCGGUGGUAUGUUCCAUCUCACACGUUCCGCGCGGCAGCCUCCGAGCUCCAGUGCCCGCGGGACGCACCCCUGCCACUUUCUGAUCCUUGAGACGGGCUGGGCAGACGCAGAGGUUCGUUUUUGA